AUGGCCAAAGUGAUGCUGCCACUCAUUCUAAUGAUUGUUGGCGGAAGUUGGAGCACAUAUGUGCUAAGUAGUGAAGCUAGCAGCAGUGAUACGUACAGGACGAAUAGUUCCAACAGUGAGAAUGUGUUGUCCAGGAAGAAGCGGUUCUUGCUGUUUCCCCUGAACAGUUAUUUGGUGGUUACAGUAUCCGGUUCCAAAACACUUAUCAUCGGUGGACCAUCGGGCAACAAUUUUAUUGCCGAAUUGGAUUUAUAUUACCCAUUACCCGACUAUCGAUAUCGCAUUUCUUCGCUAAGAUUGGGUGAAAUUGCAAUGUUACCAACUGAAAACAAGGAACCGAAAGCGACCGCAGCUCCACCGCCUCCAGCGCAUGAACACCAUGAUGGGCAAGAGUUAUCGGAUACGGAACUGCAGCAAUAUUUUAAGGACCACCCUGAAACGUGGACACCUCCCGGCUAUGGUAAAGACCGAUCCGAUUGGUUUCCACCGAGUACCUACAAUCCGUACCCAAACUAUAGCGGGCAUAGCUUCAACUAUGGACCCUAUUAUCGUAAUCAUGGCAAUCGAGGGUAUCAACCAUACAAAAGCGAACUAUGGCAAACGGAUUCAAACGAUUACAUCCGCCACACCAUUCCUCGGAUGAAGAGAUCGAUGCAUGGCGAUGAUAAUGACGAUGAUGAUGACAAUUACGUGCUUGAAGAAGAACCAGAUCGUUUCAAUAUUAGCCACCAUCGCGAUUGGGAACAUUUUUAUCAUUACCGGGAAAGACGCGAAUUGUACCAUACGCUGGAGAACGAGAUUGGUGAUAGGUUCAGUUUUCCAAUGAAGUCAUGCAUUUUGAGAGCUAUUUGUGAGGCGCGCAGCUUCCUCUUGCCCCCCGGAAAGUCGAUGAUAAUGGAUAUAGUGCGAAUCGUUCUCAGUGUUCCGUUGAAGGAAGAGCUUCAGGAUGAGUACAGCACCGCUAUGAGGGAAGCAUCACUUGACUGUCAUGGUCUUUACGGCAAAAAUUGUCCAAUUAGCAUUUUAUAUUUGAUACUAUUCGGAAAGUUUGUACCCUAAGAUGGAAAACGUCACAAAUGGUUAUCGAUCACUUGAAUCUGGGGUUUUCAUAGAAUAGAUGUAGCAACACAUUGCAUAAACAUGGGACUUAGAUUAUCCUAGAUUCGACAGUUCAAAGUAAAAUUGACUAAUACCAUUCCUAACAA
Messenger RNA from Toxorhynchites rutilus septentrionalis, 1205 nucleotides. RefSeq lists its product as uncharacterized. NCBI's taxonomy places the organism in Eukaryota, Metazoa, Arthropoda, Insecta, Diptera, Culicidae. The record is from RefSeq and is a predicted model, not a curated record. The coding region runs from base 1 to 1059 and encodes 352 amino acids. The transcript has 4 exons.